AGUUCUUUUCAGAAAGUAUUUAGAGAAACAUGAGUGGGGAGGUGUGGAGACGCAGAGGACCUCUCGUGGCCCCCAUGCGCGACAACACUGGUGAUAUGCUGUUUCGGUACUUUUUGCGCAAGAAAGGAUUUGUGCAACCUCACAAACGUCUGCCGAAAAAAUAUGUUCCGCCGAAGGCAUUGACCAAAUCUGAAUGGCACGAAAUGGUCGUUGCUCGUGCGUUGACGUCUCGUCAGGGGUCAUUCAGGAUUCCUCCUCCAUUUAUCCGCAUUAAAACAGCACGUCAAGAAUGGAAAAUAUUUUUUCAGGUCAUGAAGACUCUUGGCAAGAAAGAUCCAAUAAUCAAGCGACUGGUGAUGCCUUUGCUAGUUCGACUCGGCCUGCAGUUGUUGAUGCAGGGUUAUCCGAAAAGAGUAGUUCAAAAUUUCAUCUAUCGACGGGUGCCAAUUCCAUCCAGAACAAGUGACCCCUACUUUUGCGUUAGAAUGGAUUACUCGAGAGUUUCAGUUUGGUAUCUUGAGCGGCUCAUUCAGCGUUCAAUCUUAUAUCGGAAGUUCUUCUUCAUAAAACCUGCGACCGCGGAUGGACUGAAUCGCUUUUUCCAUCAAGUGUUGCCCAUGAACAUCUUUGCCCUCAUGACGGAUAUUCCGUUCAUUGUGUCUCGAUCUGAUGAGCAGAAGCUGAUAGAUUUUGAAGAACAUUGCCGCAUCGAAGACAUGAAAGCUUUAGGGGAUUUCAAAAAUCCUGUUGAUGAUCCAAAGAUGUGUCAGCAUCGUUGGGGAAAAUUUUUAGGACCCGCGAAGAAGCACUGGAGUUGCGACAUAUCCAAGUUUGCGACGAGAUUCAAAACUGCCAUGAAGUCUUUCCAAGAUCCAGUGAUGACCAGCGUCACCAGUGCAGAUGUGAAGCUCAUCACAGUUUCGAACUGCUCUAGUAGUUUAACCUCCGCCACUGUUUCGAAAAAUGGACUUCGAAUGGGACUGGCGUACGAAGAUGCAACGAUAGAAAUUUGGUCGCUUGAUGAGAAAGUCCCGCUGAUAAAGAUUCCUUCACGGGAAACAGGAUGCUUUGUAGAUAAAGUAUCCCCAGAAAGCAAAAUGAAUUUUAAUGAAGCUGAGCAGCACACAAUGCAAGGAGGACAUUCAGGGCCUAUUUACAAAAUAGCCUUUGUACCUUCAAUCCCCAAUGAUCUAACUGUGUGUGAUCACUCACGAAGUGGCUAUCUUUUGUCUGCGGGUGAAGACUGUUCCAUGAAGUUAUGGCGUGUGGAUACUUGUCGUCCAGUUGUUACCUAUCGGGGCCAUCAUAAACCAGUGUUGGCCAUGGUUACUUCUCCAACCGAAGACUAUUUCGCCUCUGGGGGAAUGGACAAUCUGGUCAUGAUAUGGUCUCACAUGUAUUCUAAUCCUUUGCGAGUCUUCUGCGGACACAAAAAUGCCGUGACUUCUCUGGCUUUUCAUCCAAAUGAACAGUACAUGUUCUCAGCAUCGAUGGACCGGGAAGUGAGGAUGUGGUCAGUGGAGUAUGGGAAGCUGCAGAGGUUGUUUGUCGGAAGCCAGGCUGGAAUAUCUAGUGUGGCGUGUUCUGGAGCUGGUAAUCUGGUGAUCUCUGCUGGGGAUGACCGUAAGAUUCGUGUUUGGGACAUCAGACUAAGCAAGCAAGUCCGUGAGAUCAAGGCUCAUAAUAAUGCUAUUAAAUGCGUUGACAUCAGUGCUGACAAUCGCUUGGCUGUGAGUUGUUGCGUGGACGGAACCAUGCGACUGUGGCAAUUGUGUGGCAAGCUUUAUCAACGGGAUAUGAUGCUGAAAGAUCAUCAGAUUUUCGGUUCCUCGAUCAUCGAUGUCCGGUUUGCGAACACAGGAUUGGUACUUGCUUAUGGAGUCUCGAAUGAAAAGAUUGGCUGUGUCGGCGGGGAAAUAUGA
Messenger RNA from Notodromas monacha, 1922 nucleotides. The record is from the annotation of a GenBank genome assembly. Lineage: Eukaryota; Metazoa; Arthropoda; Ostracoda; Podocopida; Cyprididae.